UUCUUGUAGAUAUUCAUCAUGACAGAUAGUAUUUUGAGCAAAGCUGCCACUAUGGAAAUCCCCAUCAGCAGUAAUGGGGACAGCAGGAUGGCGGAGGAUGACAGUCUUGAGCAGGGAGCACAGAUUGGUGGGAGCUUAGAUGAAAUUGUAGGCACACUGCCAGUGGCCAUGGACUUGCAGCAGGUGAUGGUGUCUGGACCAAACCUGAAUGAAACCAGCAUUGUGUCUGGAGGCUACGGAGGGGCAGCAGAGGGCAUCAUACCCACCAGUUCCAUCAAAGGACCAGCUAUACGUUUCAACCCGGAGUAUUUUGACAGAAGAUGUGGCAACGCGCCCAAACCAGACAUCCGCUCCAAAUCCAGGGGCAUCACUCCCAGCCAUUCAGCUGCCAGUCGGAUAGCAAACCAGCCAGGAUAUUACCCAGCUCCCAGCAUGCACCACAGCAACAGCAACCCAUCCAUGAUGUCAGAGGAGGCCACAAAAGGAGUAGCUGUAGAGAAACUUGACAGCAUGAAAAAGUGGAGUAUUAACACGUACAAGUGCACAAAACAGAUGUUUUCGGAGCACUUCGGUCGUGGAACGAAGACUGUGGACAUGGAGCUUGAGGCUCAGAUUGAUGUGCUAAGAGAGACUAAAAUGAAGUACGAGCAUAUUCUGAGACUAGCACGUGAGCUCACCAACCACUUCUACAACAUGGUGCAGACUCAGCAGGCUCUUGGAGACACCUUUGCUGAUCUUAGCCAGAAAUCACCAGAAUUGCAGGAUGAGUUUGGCUAUAAUGCAGAGACGCAAAGACUGCUAUGCAAGAAUGGAGAGACGCUCCUGGGUGCCAUCAAUUUCUUUGUGUCCAGCAUUAAUACACUAGUCAACAAAACCAUGGAGGACACACUCAUGACCAUCAAGAUAUAUGAGAGUGCAAGACUGGAGUUUGAUGCCUACAGGACCGACCUGGAGGAGUUGAGCGUGGGUCCGCGGGAUGCUGCAGCCAUGGUGCGCAUUGAGAUGGCUCAACAGCAGUACCAAAUCCAUAAAGACAAGUAUGAACGACUGCACAGUGAUGUCAGCAUCAAACUCAAGUUCUUGGAGGAGAAUAAGGUAAAGGUGAUGCACAAACAGCUCCUACUGUUUCAUAAUGCUGUCUCUGCGUAUUUCGCUGGAAACCAGCAGCAGCUGGAACAGACUCUCAGACAGUUCAAUGUGAAAUUGAAGCCACCGGGUUCUGACAAGCCAUCGUGGCUUGAGGAACAGUGAUCACUUUGUCGAUGUAAAGAGACACUCAAACAUGGAAACCUGAAAAUGGAUGGACGGGGAUGUAAAAGUGAUUCGUAUGAAUGAUUAAGACAAAAGAAGUAGAUGUUUUUAAGUUGCCAAACCUCGGAAAGAGGUCCGGUUUAUUUAAAACCAGAACGUCUUCAAAUGAAUAUAAAUUUUUAUCCAAAUGGCUUAUGGAAACUAACUGUGGUUACGUUUUACACCUGCCUUAACUCACCAUCUCGUAUACAUUUAAAGUAAAAUGUCACAAAAUUACAAUAGAAAUUAAUCACAUCACUCACUUUCUGUAAAAACAUUCACAUAUUCUGAGGCAUUCAUAGUCAUAUUUAUCCAGUGAGCACCUCCCAGUUCAGUUUAUAUACUUUGUUUUAUCUCGAUAGAGUAGAGCUGAAAGGAAUGAAUGUUGUGCUUGUGCGUUUGUUUUUAACGUGUGGUUGUUUGGAGGAGGAUUGGAUCAUGUUAUAAGAAUGAAAAAUUGCUCACGGUAUGUGUCAUAAGAAGGUUAAUAGUAUAUUUAUAUUUAUGUAAAUUGUGAAGUCCCAUCUAUGAAAUUCAAACACAUUUGAAAGUGACAGAAUCUAAUGAUUUUGUAUUGUGAUACUCAUCUUGUCUUGUGUGUCUCUACUACUUUUACUGCCACAAGGCUUGGUUUCACUGUGGGAAUCAAAUUGGAUUAUGCAUUGUUAAGGGAUAGAAGAGCUUCUGUGCUUUAACAAGAAUGUGUUACAUCUGCAAUUAAAUUGUAUUUGUGUUGCACAAUUUUUGAUAUUGAUUCAGCCUGGUAUUUUAUCUCCUUAAAAUACUCUCAGCUAACAGACUUCUUCUUUUUGCAGAGACUGUCUACAAGGGACUUUUCUCUUACU
Messenger RNA from Sinocyclocheilus grahami, 2135 nucleotides. Its product is annotated as arfaptin-2-like. The transcript has 10 exons. The record is from RefSeq and is a predicted model, not a curated record. Gene Ontology annotation, biological process: regulation of Arp2/3 complex-mediated actin nucleation; intracellular protein transport. Gene Ontology annotation, cellular component: trans-Golgi network membrane. NCBI's taxonomy places the organism in Eukaryota, Metazoa, Chordata, Actinopteri, Cypriniformes, Cyprinidae. Gene Ontology annotation, molecular function: phospholipid binding; protein domain specific binding. The coding region runs from base 19 to 1251 and encodes 410 amino acids.